Molecule: messenger RNA, 2026 nt
Organism: Fopius arisanus
Lineage: Eukaryota; Metazoa; Arthropoda; Insecta; Hymenoptera; Braconidae
Product: UNC93-like protein
Exons: 7
Coding region: 276-1727 (483 amino acids)
Biological process (GO): regulation of muscle contraction; regulation of potassium ion transport
Cellular component (GO): striated muscle dense body; plasma membrane
Molecular function (GO): potassium channel regulator activity
Source: RefSeq, a predicted model, not a curated record
UCUUUCACGUGUACCAUAUCCACUCCAGCCAUACAUAUAUCUCGCAAUAUUCAAAAUACUCGGGAAGGAUGUACUUGUGAAUUUCCCAAUGGUGUUUUUACUCAUAUCAGUGUGAUAUAUUUUUUAUAAAUAAAUGCAGACGUAUGAGUAAACGGCAAUACGCUCAGCAGUAAUUUGAAUUUUUGAUACUUGGAUGUCAAUUGUAAUUGAAUUAAACGUCGCAACGCAAUUACUGCAAAUUUUCUCGGAACUUUAUUCCUCAUCAAAUUAAAGAAAUGACGACUAUCACCGUAUCCGAUCCACGAAGAGUCUUCCAAAAAUCUGAAAGAUGGAGAAUACUUAAGAACAUAUUGAUAAUUGGUAUUGCAUUUAUGAUCCACUUCACAGCAUUCAUGGGGGCCAGUAAUCUUCAGAGUUCCAUUAAUGCCGAUGACUCCCUCGGAACAUCUACCCUAGCUGCUAUCUACGGAAGUCUUAUUUUUAGUAAUGUCUUUUUACCUGUUUUGAUCAUAAGUUGGUUGGGGUGUAAAUGGACAAUAGCACUUUCAUUUAUAGCGUACAUGCCCUUUAUGGCGGCUCAAUUCUAUCCACGAUUUUACACUAUGAUUCCGGCAGGAUUAGCUGUGGGUUUGGGUGGCGGUCCUCUUUGGUGUGCCAAAUGCACAUAUUUGACUGUUGUUAGUGAGGCUUAUGCAACAAUAUCUGAACUAGGUGCAGAUGUCAUUGUCACGAGGUUCUUCGGAUUAUUUUUCAUGUUCUAUCAGAUGGCACAGGUCUGGGGUAAUCUCAUCUCCUCUGCAGUUUUGUCUUACGGAAUGGAAACGAAUUCAGAGGAGAGCAACAUUGUCGCUCUCAAUAGCACGAUAGUCUCCGAAACCUGCGGUGCAAAUUUUUGCAAUAGCAAAGCAAUAGAUAACCCGAAUUUGGCGGUACCGCCCGUCGAAAAAAUCCAUUUAUUAUCAGGAAUUUAUCUCGGCUGUAUGAUUCUAGCAUCUGUGAUUGUCGCUUUUGGAGUCGAUUCUCUGUCGAGAUAUGACAGGGGGAGAAGAGGAUCUGCAACUGGUCAAUCGGGAUUUAAAUUGUUGGCUGUUACUUUAAAAUUAUUGCGCGAAAGACGUCAACUGCUAAUACUACCCAUUACCAUGUUUAUUGGUGCAGAACAAGCCUUUCUAUUUGCCGAUUAUAAUGCUUCAUUCGUAUCCUGUGCCUGGGGGAUUAGUAACAUCGGUUACGUUAUGAUUUGCUACGGUGUAGCCAAUGCAAUAGCAGCUCUAGCCACUGGUUCAGUAGUUAAAUUAACCGGAAGAAUACCUGUUGUUAUUUUCGCAUUUAUUCUGCAUUUAGCUAUUAUCAUAGCUCUUUUAUUUUGGAGACCAACUCCUGAACAGGGGAUUAUAUUCUUCCUUAUGUCCGGUCUCUGGGGUGUUUGCGAUGCAAUCUGGCUAGUGCAAGUUAAUGCUCUGAGCGGAAUUCUGUUUCCCGGAAUGGAGGAAGCUGCCUAUUCAAAUUUUCGAUUGUGGGAAGCAACAGGUUCUGUCGUAGCCUACGCCUACAGCCCCUACCUCUGUACAAGUACAAAACUCUAUAUUCUCUUGAUAAUUUUUGCUGCAGGUAUAAUUGGAUAUGCAAUAAUCGAAAUGACAGGUGCAAUAAAAAAAGUCACCCUAAUUGAUCCGAAAACCGAUUUCGAACUCGUAGGGAAUAGUGAUCAUACUAUGAAGGAAUAGCGUCUAAUAUUUUCAACCGUCAAUGAUUCCAGUUUUUUUUUCAGGUUGAAAAUAAUUGAGUAAAUAAUUGAGCGAAAUUUCUUAAUGGACUGUAUUCAUUGUUUAUUCCAACAGUUUAUUCAUUUCUUUCAGAUUGCUAGGUAUUUACAACGAUUGAAUAGAUAAUUUCAAUUUUUUUUUGAAAAUUUUUACGAAUUAUUAGCCGGUGUUACUGUCACUUCUCUACGAAACGAUGACAACAUGAAAUUAUGAAAAAUUAUAAAAAGAUGACAAUCAUUGAAUAAAAUUUGACAAAUUUA